AUGAACUAUUCACUUACAACGUUUGGGCAUAAUGUGCAGAAUUGUAUGAUUAAAUUGAUUAUGCACUUAACUUAUUUUUCAAAAAAAUGUCACUUAUCACACUUGUGCGCUACGCCAUCGAUUUAUAUGAUGGAACUUGAUGCUAGGGCCAGACAGCUGGAUUUGGAGAAUAUUCCAUUUGUACCAAUCCAAAUUGUCCUUCCUACCUUAGACAAUCAGGAUUCAAAAUGUAUCAUAUGCAUAGACGCUGACAGAACACACGCAUUCAUUCCAUGUGGCCAUAAAAUUUUAUGUGGUGAUUGUGUAAAUUUGUUAGAACCAAAACGUUGUCCUGUAUGUAGUGAACAUUUCACUAACUCGAUUAGAAUUUGGUAA
This is a messenger RNA of Macrosiphum euphorbiae (potato aphid), 375 nucleotides long. Lineage: Eukaryota; Metazoa; Arthropoda; Insecta; Hemiptera; Aphididae. The record is from the annotation of a GenBank genome assembly.